CGGAAGCAGGAAGUGGGACCAAAACAAAGGAGCGGCGGCCGGGAGCGGACGUGUUUUUCCGGGUCUCCCUACCGCGUCCCGCCCGGUCCGAGCCGCCCACCCCACGGAGCCGUGCCGCCAUGUCCAACAUGGAGAAACACCUGUUCAACUUGAAGUUUGCGGCCAAAGAGCUGAGCCGGAGUGCCAAGAAAUGCGACAAGGAGGAGAAGGCCGAGAAGGCCAAGAUCAAAAAGGCCAUCCAGAAGGGCAACAUGGAAGUGGCGCGGAUCCACGCCGAGAAUGCCAUCCGCCAGAAGAACCAGGCGGUGAACUUCCUGCGGAUGAGCGCGCGGGUCGACGCGGUGGCGGCCCGGGUGCAGACGGCCGUCACGAUGGGCAAGGUGACCAAGUCGAUGGCGGGCGUGGUGAAGUCCAUGGACGCCACGCUGAAGACCAUGAACCUGGAGAAGAUCUCCGCGCUGAUGGACAAAUUCGAGCACCAGUUCGAGACGCUGGACGUGCAGACGCAGCAGAUGGAGGACACGAUGAGCAGCACCACGACGCUGACCACCCCCCAGAACCAGGUGGAUCUGCUGCUCCAGGAAAUGGCAGACGAGGCGGGCCUCGACCUCAACAUGGAGCUGCCGCAGGGCCAGACGGGCUCCGUGGGCACGAGCGUGGCCUCAGCCGAGCAGGACGAGCUCUCCCAGAGACUGGCCCGCCUCCGGGACCAGGUGUGAUGGCGCGGAGCUUUUCUUCCGGAACGCUCUCCCGAUGCUACAUCCCUAGAAGCAUGCCGAAACGCCCUUCUUCCUGCCUCCGGGCUUACGGCUCUCCGCGUACGUGAAGAAAUUCCAGUCUCUCUCCACUCCUAACUGGAGUUCAAAGUUCCGUAUAGCUUGUGAUAAUGUGCGUUUUUAUAGCUGCCUUUUUAAAAAGAACUCGUUAAUUUGCAAUGUAGGAAUCUCGAAAAUUCAGACAGAACUCUGGUCCUCGUGUAUUCAGUUUUCCACUUAGGAUGAUCAGAUUCAAGUUUUAUUUUGAUGGGGUCGAUGCAUAGAUGUUACAGGCGGCGCAUAAAAAUUAAAGGGGAGUGAUUACUUCUUUUGGUUACCAAGACUACACUUUGUUCAACUUAUUCAGUGGGCUGGUGUGCACAUUCUUUGUUUUUACUAUCAAGACUGCAAUUGACCUAAUUUAUUCUCCUAAAUUAUACCUUAGAAGAUUUUUGUAUAAUAUUCUCUUGCUGUUUACAUUGUGUAACCCAUAUGAUUAUGGAGUUUGUGUAAGUGGGAAAAAUGCCACGUAAUUUCGUUUCUUAUCAGGAAAAUUAAAUCUAUCCACUUAUCUUUUCUGUUUACCAAAUAGUUUUUAUGAAGAGUUAGUAAGUUUAACAUUUAACGUUUCCUAGUUUUCCUAUGGCAACACUUUUAUCAGAGUUCUGACAAGUGUCAGGAAUGUGUGUUAAUUAGCAUGGCAGUUACUUUACACACCUAACAUUGCCAAAGAACUGUUGAUUCCUUGGGGGGAAACCCUGUGACUAUAUGCUUACAGGUUUUGUUUUCAUUUUAACAACCAAAAAUAGAAAUAAAACUAGAGCUGUAUUUUAAGUUCUAAUAUUUGCAUAUAUGAUUUUUAUCUUAAAGCAGCAACUCAAAAAUGUAGUUUGGAAUGUCUUAAGGGCAAAAUGGAAAUGUACAUCCAGCCAGGAAGAUCAGAAGGGUUUGGAAUUGAAGGCAAGGAGAGGCAGAAGGCCUGAUGUACUACCCUCCUCAGGAACUGCAGCUCCCAGUGUGUUCUGUGGCCGAAUUUUGAGGCCAAAGCCACCACAUUCUCGUAGCCUCAAAACAUAGAGGACAGUGACUUUGUUUUACUUGGCAAGUGUAGUAACCUAAGUUAAAUGUAUUCUAAAGGUUGUUGUGUUUUUAUUCCCACUUUGUUUCAAUGGAAGUUUUCUCCAUAAGAGAAUGCCAGUGUUUUAGAAAUUCUUCCAAGCUCCUGCAAAGAUUCAUACUUCUAACAGGCUUUCCAGUGUUUGAGAAACAAACUAGAGGGGAAUGUAGAUGAGUACUGACCUUCCUAGAUGUAGAGUGUUCUCUUUUUCUUGGGUUCUGGGUAUUAUUCAUAAGUCUCCUGGGAGGAACUUACCCAGCCUCUUCUCUUAUAUAGAGCCCUAUAGCAGGCCACUUGGGGUCACAUCCACACAGUUGUGCAAGAGCAGCUGUGUGACGACAGCAUGCCUGGGUUAAUUAUAAUUUCCAAAGUAGCUCAGUGUUGAAUUCUUUGGUAAAUUAAAAGCCCUUUUAUACUGCUGAUAUUCCCAUCAAAAUAUAUUUUGUGAGAUUAAACAAUGCUGUAUAUGCUUUAACUUUCUUAAAAUAUGUUCAUUUCAUAAUGAAUGUACAUUUCUAUGGAUCAUAAACACUAUUUUCAAAAGCA
Molecule: messenger RNA, 2418 nt
Organism: Perognathus longimembris pacificus (Pacific pocket mouse)
Lineage: Eukaryota; Metazoa; Chordata; Mammalia; Rodentia; Heteromyidae
Gene: Chmp1b
Product: charged multivesicular body protein 1B
Exons: 1
Coding region: 120-719 (199 amino acids)
Biological process (GO): late endosome to vacuole transport; protein transport; endosome transport via multivesicular body sorting pathway
Cellular component (GO): ESCRT III complex; multivesicular body
Source: RefSeq, a predicted model, not a curated record